AUGUAUUCUUCACGAUUUGUGGGUGCAAUGUGCUCUCGCCGUCAGCUGAGGCUUGCAGCUCCAUAUCUCUGCACGCGCCGUCGCCAAUCUCCACCACGCAGUGUUCUUUCGCUGACCCUCUUCAACCCUUCUCUCGCCUGCCAAUGCUAUUUCGGACCCCCCAUGCCUAUGCUUUGGUCCAUCCGCGAACACGACGCCUUUUCGAACUCCGAAUCGAUAUUUCCUAGGGUAAUUGACAACACAACGAAUGGUAUUUACUACACGCAAGGGAGUAAUCAGGGCUGGAAAAAGAACCUGAGCGGAGAGGAAUCGAGCGACUCGCACAACGCCGGAGUUGUUGGACCAAUGUCUUCGCCGGACCUAUCCUCUACACCUGCGAAAAGUGUGUCUUCUGGGGGUACCACCGCGAAGAAGCCACAAUCGCCUCAGAAAGAGGAUAGGCCACAACCUCUUGCCAAUGGAAGUAAUCGGCUCUCUACUGGAUCUUCUAAAGGUGUAAGAGGUGAAAUGCGCAGCUCAGGCGCCAAGUCUGACUACUGGCAUAAGAAUGCCGAAAGACGCGAUAGUGACAAGCCGAGGGCGUUUUACCAGCGCAAUGACAGAUAUCAGUCGCGAAAUCCUCAUGCUCCUCCGAAACUCACCCCAGCACAGCGCAAGGCUCGUGGUCCACUUCCAGAUUGGGAGGAUAUUCAAGAUGGAGAGGAUAACUUCGACUACAUGAAUCUAAUGGACUCGCAGUACGCGCAGUACUAUGCCAUGUCAUCGAUACCACCAUUUGAUGGUGUUGGAGGCAUGGAUCCGCAAGUGGCAAGCAUGAUGAUACAGCAGGCACAGCAGCACAUGGCUGCUUUUGGUUUCCGACCAGCAAUACCACUGAUGCAACCACACAUAGUGGCUCCCCCUGAGCCAGUUGGCGUUACGCCGCUUCUCAGUCCUCAAGGUGCUGUCCUAACUGCUGCAAUUGGCGAUUCCAUCAAUACAGCGAUACCAUUUGCGCCGAUCUAUCCAACACAGCCUCCAUUUGUUCCUCUCAAUGAUGAAACGUUGAAGGAUUGCGUUCGCAAACAAAUCGAAUACUAUUUUUCUGCCGACAACCUUCAGAAGGACUUCUUCUUACGCCGCAAGAUGAAUGCGGAAGGAUUUUUGCCCAUCACUCUCAUUGCCUCUUUUCCUCGUGUGCGAUCUCUGACACAAGAUCUUGCACUUAUCUGUGAAGGUCUUCGCGAUAGCGAUAAGGUGGAACUGUCCGAAGACGCUAAUAUGGUUCGCCCACGUUUGAAUCCCACUGAAUGGCCCCUUACCCCAACGGUUCACCCCGCACAGCCAACUACUAGCCAAAGCGGAAGUCCAUCUGCACCUAAUCCAGAAUCUUCGGAACCAGCAGAUGCAAAGAUUAAAUCUGCGCAAGAGGAGCAGCCAACACAAAGCACGGAGGUCAAAGGCAAUGUAGCAGCGACAGAAGUCUCGAGCAAAGCUAACAGGCAACCUAAUGCUGCUGAAAAGGGCUCAGAAGCGCAGCCGCGAGCUACUUUGCCUGUCAAACAGCCAUCGGCUUCUGCAGAAGAAGGUUGGGAAGAAGUUAAACCAAAAAAGAAGGGUAAAAACCGUUCGGAGAAGCUUUCCUCGUCAAAAGAAGUGAGUGCAGAGCAGGAUCUGGAUUUUCAAUUUGACAAUGAACUCGAUAGCACUACGGGAAUCACGGAGACACCCAGAAAGGACAAACAGAAAAGUUUUCGACUGAGGUAUGCUCUUUGA
Strongylus vulgaris is the source of this 1755-nucleotide messenger RNA. Lineage: Eukaryota; Metazoa; Nematoda; Chromadorea; Rhabditida; Strongylidae. The record is from the annotation of a GenBank genome assembly.